UCCUACCGCUCCUACCUGGGACAUGGCUACUCCUGGCCCUGUGACUCCGGGGGCACCCUUUGAACCAUCGCAGCCCCCAGUCAUUGAGGGCUUCAGCCCCGGUGUCCACAGUACUCCGGAAAGCUUCAAGGAAAAGUUCCUUCGCAAGACUCGCGAGAACCCAAUGGUACCCAUAGGCUGCUUGGGCACGGCGGCCGCCCUUACCUACGGCCUCUUCUGCUUCCACCGGGGUCAGAGCCAGCGCUCCCAGCUCAUGAUGCGAACCCGUAUCGCCGCCCAGGGUUUCACUGUCGCAGCCAUCUUGCUGGGUCUUGCUGCAUCCGCUAUGAAAUCUAGAGCUUGAGCCUGCGACCUGGCCUUGAAAACUGCAGAGAUCAGUCCCAGCACCAGGAGCAACCCACCAGUCCUGCCAGCGGACUUAUUCCCUCAUCUCCUCUGAUGAACCCCUAUGUCUGUGGGGCAGGAGGUGGCCAGCUAUGCAGCCGACAGAUUUUUCAGGAAUCUUAGGUUCGGUUCAGUUUGGUGUUGCGUGCUUCUACUUGUACCUCACCUUCUUCACUUCCUGGCUAAUAAACUCUGAUCCACUUGUA
Messenger RNA from Manis pentadactyla (Chinese pangolin), 590 nucleotides. It is a transcript of the gene HIGD2A, whose product is annotated as HIG1 hypoxia inducible domain family member 2A. The coding region runs from base 23 to 343 and encodes 106 amino acids. NCBI's taxonomy places the organism in Eukaryota, Metazoa, Chordata, Mammalia, Pholidota, Manidae. Gene Ontology annotation, cellular component: mitochondrion. Gene Ontology annotation, biological process: mitochondrial respirasome assembly. The transcript has 2 exons. The record is from RefSeq and is a predicted model, not a curated record.